Drosophila pseudoobscura is the source of this 2653-nucleotide messenger RNA. RefSeq names its product HGTX homeodomain transcription factor (gene HGTX). The record is from RefSeq and is a predicted model, not a curated record. The coding region runs from base 862 to 2364 and encodes 500 amino acids. Lineage: Eukaryota; Metazoa; Arthropoda; Insecta; Diptera; Drosophilidae. The transcript has 4 exons. Gene Ontology annotation, biological process: regulation of transcription by RNA polymerase II; cell differentiation. Gene Ontology annotation, molecular function: RNA polymerase II cis-regulatory region sequence-specific DNA binding; DNA-binding transcription factor activity, RNA polymerase II-specific. Gene Ontology annotation, cellular component: nucleus.
ACUGAAACUGAGAUUGUGCGGCCCAGCGAGCUGGGACCAUCGAGUCAUUCCGAUUUCUUAGGCCUAGACAAGCGGUCACGCGCGCAUCCACACUCUCACGAAAAAAAACCCAAGUCCGAUUACGCCAAAAUCAGUUUACAGCAGAGUGGUGCAACGCGAAAGUACAAUCUAUUUUCUUUUCAAGUGUCUGUGGAUGGUUCAAAAAUUACAAACUAAAAUUUCCAUCGUACAACAAACAACAAAAAAAAAACACUAUUUUUUUGACAGUUUAAGAACAGAAGAAGAAUUUCUGCAAAGCCGUGUGAACAAAUCUUAAGGAAGAGUCUGUAAGAGAAAGUCUAGAGAAGGAAAUAAAAAAACAACUCGAUUUCCGAUCAGCAUCAAAUCCAUUCUUAAAAUCCAAAAAUAUAUUCAAGGAUAUAGAGAAUCGCAAUAGCUAGACUGCGAUUUCAAAGAUUCCCCCCACCAGACCCCCCGAAAACAAAUCUUGCGCUGAAGAUCGUCGGUACCCUGGCAAGGAUUACCUCAGCCUUGCGUUCGCAAAACUAAUUCGAGUGGACCGCGGACUCCGACUAUCCCAAGCUGGGUAGUCCAUUCCUUAACACAACGCCCGCGGGUGGCAGCACCAAUCCCUCGCCCAUACCCACACUCUCGUCUGCUCCAGCGGCGGCCACAGUGGCGGCCAAGCAGUUGGCCCAGACCUUCCAGCUGUCCGCUAAUUCCGCGUUCAACCUUGCCCUGCCGCCGAGCUUCUACCGCCUGCCAGGCAGCAGCAGCAGCAGCAGCAAUCACACCGAGCCACAGGCUGCCACGCACACGGACUGCUCGGGCCUGGAGUACGGACACGGACACGAGCCGGAGAUGGAUCUGAUCAAUCCGUACAUGCGGCACCACCACGCCAUGGCCGCGGCGGACUACCAGCAACAGCUGGCGGACUACCACAGUGCGGCGGCUGCGGCGGCGGUCUACGCCAACAACAACAACAACAGCAGCAACAGCAACAACCACAACCACAACAGCAGGCCCCUGAUGCUGCUGAAGGCAGCGGCCCACGGCGGAGGCCUCAAGUCCUCGUCCGCCGAAGAUUCCCCUUCGACGACGCCGCCGCCCGCCUCCUCGCGCCUCCACUCGGAGUCGUCGCCAUCGCCGCGCUACGAGCACAACUCCAGCCCCGGCGUGGACAGCGCCAAGUCCUUCGCACUCAGCGGCGGCGAGGAGCAGUGCCAGAACAGCGAGUCCGCCAGUCCCCCGCCGCCACUCGACUACAGUCCCGAGAACCUGACCAGUCGCGGCAAGUUCCACCACCACCACUCGGUCAAUCCGUUGGCCCUGCACAACCACAACCACACCCACAGUGGGCAUCUCAACAACAACCACAGUGGGCACCUCAACAACAACAGCAUCAACAGCAACAGCAUGGGCAUGGAGCACAAGCUGCCCCUCAGCUUCCUGGGUCCUCCCCUGGCCGCCCUCCACUCGAUGACCACAGAGAUGAAGACUGCCCAGGGGGGGUCCGGGGUGGGGGCCAGCGGCGGUCCCUCCGCCGCCGGCAACGGCCUCUCCUAUGGCCACAGUCCAAACGCGCAUCUGAUCAGCGAUCGCGGCUCGGGUGGCAGCUCCUCGUCGUCCUCCACCACGGCCACCACCACGAACAGCCAGGGAGCCCCCAAUCCGCAUGGCAUCGAUACGAUUCUGUCGAAACCACCGCCGGUCACAUCGGCGGGCCUAAGUGCUUUAACAGGAGCUGGCAUACCCCGCUUCUCGAUUGCGGCCGCUGCCGCGGGCAUGGCCCAGUAUCUGUCGCAGAGCCAGGGAGCGCCGCUGAAGACCCAUGCCGGACACAUUGUGGACCGCACUCACCUGUACUGGCCGGGACUGCAGGGCCUGGUGGCCAAUCCGAUAGCGUGGCGAGAGCGUCUAUCCAAUACGAUGUCCGCCAAUCUAUCGCAGUCGCAUCAGCAUCAUCCAUCGAACGACAAGGAUGGCAAGAAGAAACACACCCGCCCAACAUUCAGUGGCCAGCAGAUCUUCGCCCUGGAAAAGACAUUCGAGCAGACGAAAUAUCUGGCUGGACCAGAGCGUGCCAAGCUCGCGUAUGCCCUGGGAAUGUCCGAGUCGCAGGUUAAGGUUUGGUUCCAGAAUCGUCGCACCAAAUGGCGCAAGCGGCAUGCGGCGGAAAUGGCCACGGCCAAGAGGAAACAGGACGAUAUGGGCGGCGAUAACGAUGGCGACUGCAGCGAGAACAUGGACAGCGACAACGAGAGCCUCGACAUGGGGGAGACCCCCGCCCAGAGCAAGAGAUGUCGCAGCAACAGCUCCUCCCAGCAGCAGCAGCAGCAGCAGCAGGAUAAUUAUCGUCAUUAAAACGAAUUUACAAAACGGCAAUGGAAUGAAAUUAAAUGAAAUGGAAUGCAACGGAAUAUACAAUACACUUAAAAUAAAUUUCAAAUGCCAGCUAAUUAGCUAAAAACCCAAGCAAAAAAGCAGCCACGAAAGCCGCAGCAGCAGCCACUAGCGAAAAAAAACUUCCAGAAUUUUUUUUUUUUGUCUUAAGUUUUAAGGUUUUGCCACUUUACCGUCUUCUGAAGACAUUCGCAUCAUUUUCCUCUCCUUAAAUCUCACUAAUUUCCCCCCAACCCCCCACCAACCCAUU